CCAUGCGCAGUGCACUGUGAAUAUCUCCGUUGCAGUUGUUUUUAAAAAGGUUGCGUUAAUAAAUUAGACUAGUUGUCGUGUUGCGGUACAUGUUAAAUAAUCGGAAAAUCUAGUCAAGUGAUUUCUUAUUUAUAUCAUCGACCGCGUGAAGCAUCAUGCAAGCUGAAAUUCGUAAGCCCGCGAAAUCUGAGAAGACCCCGCGGCGCAAGAAACACUCCGAGCAGCUGAGCGGCGCAAUGGACUUGUUCGUGUCCCCCAAACGUCAGAAAACCGACGAUUUAGAAGUGACGGGUAUAUCCCGUAGCGGUCGAGUACGGAAAAAGUCCUCAAAGCUCAUGGACUUUGAGUCACCUGAUGAUUUGGCGGACAGUAAAUACAAGCGUCAGAAAGCUCAACAACUCCAGACACAGCAAUUACUUGAUCGAUACGAGACUCAGCAGCAGCAGCAACAGCAACAACAACACCAUCAAAUGGCACAGGGUCACUCUGGUCAUCAAGGACACACACCACGUCCAAGAAAAAACUCAGGCUCUAAUGUGGUGCAUCAAAGGAUUAAAGCAGAACCCUUGUCAGACAAUGAAGGGCAAUCCUCAGGAUCAGAUUCGGACGAUGCUGGUGAGAUGCACGAGGAUGAGAGGUUCAGCAUGGAGUCAGCAAGCGAGGACGAAGUGGAUCCUCUGAUGAUCGACGACCGAGAGACAGGAUUCCGGAGACUGGAACCUCCUGGACAGGAGUCUACUCCGUCUCAGGCAAACAGUCUGUAUAUGCUUGAAAAGUGCAAGAAAAAAUUGAUUAUCAAAGAUGGAAAAAUUAUAGGUAGAAUGAAGGCGCAGCGCAAGGACAAGGGUAAAACAAGAUUCACAGCAUAUAUGUUAUGGGCCAAGGAGAUACGACAGGAGCUUCUAGAAAAGUGUCCGUACAUGGAUUUUGCAGCAAUUUCUAAGCGACUAGGAGAACUUUGGGCUACAGUACCAAAUCUAGAGAAGUACAACUGGCGUAGACGUGCAAAACGCUUAGCAGCCAAACCUCACGUGCCUCCUGCACCCAAGGAUGAGUCUGUUUGGAAAAUGCCACCUCCAGCCUCGCGUAAGAAAUUCAUUAAUAAAAUUGGAAAUGGAAAGGAAAGCAAACCUUCGUCUUCAAAGAAAACUAUUCAAUUAGGAGUACCAUCCGUUGUAGGAAAUGUUCCAGUAUCUCCACCGACUAGUCGCGGUGGCAAAGACCUUGUAAACGAACCUGUCAUUGGUACAGGAAUGUAUAAGGUCGUUGGAACGCAACCUGUUGACGUUGCCGCUCAUCUUAAGUUACUCGGUGAGAGUCUAACAAUAAUAGGUGAGCGAUUGAAGGAACACGAAGGCCAGAUAGCGGUUUCAGGCAGCCUAUCGGUUUUAUUGGACUCGCUACUCUGUGCCUUAGGUCCUUUAAUUUGUCUUACGCAGCAGGUAUCUGGAACCGAUGGUGCUAAUCCAGAGACACUCUCACAAAUGCUCGACAAUAUUGCAUAUAUAAUGCCUGGUCUGUAAAUUUCAUAUUAGAUUAAGAAUAUCUUUUUUAAACCACUUAACAUAUGUUCCACUGUUCAAUACGGUGGUCUCGAUUCACGAACAAGUUUGAAAAACUUUAAAUCAUGACGAUGGCUCACUCGUCAAUUUUGAUUGUUUGUCAUACGCUGCCUUGUGUCGUAGAGACAGUGCACUCAAUGUGUAAUGUUAUUACAUAAUAUGUAAUUAAAAUGUCACUAGAUAUGUUAUCAAAAAUAUAUCUUGUAUUUCAUACAA
Cephus cinctus (wheat stem sawfly) is the source of this 1778-nucleotide messenger RNA. Its product is annotated as HMG box-containing protein 4. The record is from RefSeq and is a predicted model, not a curated record. NCBI's taxonomy places the organism in Eukaryota, Metazoa, Arthropoda, Insecta, Hymenoptera, Cephidae. The coding region runs from base 156 to 1523 and encodes 455 amino acids. The transcript is spliced from 5 exons.